AUGGAUAUUGUGUACAGACCGUUGGAUAUUGCGAACGUGCACCAUUUUCAACAGAUCAAAAAGCUGAUCGAUGCAGACCUCUCAGAACCGUACUCCAUCUACGUGUACCGGUACUUCCUGAACCAAUGGCCCGAGUUGGUGUACCUGGCGUUUGAUGCUGCUGACCCUGUACUACCCAUUGGCUGUAUAAUAUGUAAAAUGGAGCCCCAUAGGGCGUGCAGGAUGCGAGGUUACAUCGGCAUGCUCGCCGUGGAGAGUUCGUACAGAGGUCGCGGGAUCGCGAAGAGGCUCGUCACGAAAGUGAUUGAAAUUAUGCAGCGAGAGAAAUGCGACGAGAUCAUGUUGGAGACAGAGGUGGAGAACAGCGCCGCUUUGAAUCUGUACGAACAGUUCGGGUUUAUCCGGAUGAAGAGGAUGUUCCGGUACUACUUGAACGAGGGAGACGCCUUCAAGCUGAUCCUUCCUCUGACGAACAAAAGUUGCAUAAGAUCCACAUUUUUAGCCAUGAAUAGUACAUAA
This is a messenger RNA of Huiozyma naganishii CBS 8797, 519 nucleotides long. RefSeq names its product peptide alpha-N-acetyltransferase MAK3 (gene MAK3). Lineage: Eukaryota; Fungi; Ascomycota; Saccharomycetes; Saccharomycetales; Saccharomycetaceae. The transcript has a single exon. The record is from RefSeq and is a predicted model, not a curated record. The coding region runs from base 1 to 519 and encodes 172 amino acids. Gene Ontology annotation, biological process: N-terminal peptidyl-methionine acetylation. Gene Ontology annotation, cellular component: NatC complex. Gene Ontology annotation, molecular function: protein-N-terminal amino-acid acetyltransferase activity.